Messenger RNA from Petromyzon marinus (sea lamprey), 3279 nucleotides. NCBI's taxonomy places the organism in Eukaryota, Metazoa, Chordata, Hyperoartia, Petromyzontiformes, Petromyzontidae. The record is from RefSeq and is a predicted model, not a curated record.
GGUGAGGAGGGUGGUGGGGGUGGUGAGGGGAGAGCAGCAGGGGAGAUGGGUACCGUGCCGGCACUGGUGCUGGUGCUGGGAGUUCUGCGCGUGGCCGCCGAGGGGCCGCUGGUGCCCCGAGUCAGCUUCUCCUAUGAAGAGUUGGUGCAGGAGGAGGCGAUGAGUUUCCGCGCCGUGCCCGACGCGUCGGCGCUGCUGCUGGUGCCGCAGCGCUCGGCGCUCUACGUGGGCGCGCGCGACGCCAUCCUCGCCCUGGACGCCCGCAACGUCUCCCGCGAGCUCCACCCCGCCCUCUCCUGGACGGCUGACAGCCAAAUGAAGACGUGUCAGUCGAAGAGGAACAGCCAGUGGGAGUGCUUCAACUUCGUGCGGGUGCUGCACCGACUCGACGGCACGCGGCUGUACGCGUGCGGCACCGGCGCCUUCCAGCCCAAGUGCGCCUACAUCAACGUGGCCGACUUCUCGUUUGUGAAAAAGCCUGGAGGGACCGUGAUGGAGGAGGACGGCAAGGGCAAGUGCCCCUUUGACCCCGAGCAGAGGCACACCUCGCUGAUGACCGGAGGAGAGCUCUACUCGGGCACGGGCAGCAACUACCUGGGCAGCGAGUCGGUGGUGCAGCGGAGCCCUAGCAGCAUGUCCAGCGAGCUGUCGAGCAGCUGGCUCUACAACCCGACGUUCGUGGCGUCGGAGUUUGUGAACGAGAGCGAGUCGCGGGAGCAGGACAACAAGGUCUACUUCUUCUUCUCGGAGACGGCCGUGGAGUUCGACUUCUACUCCAGGGUGGUGGUGCCGAGGGUCGCGCGCGUCUGCACGGGUGACACGGGCGGCCUGAAGAAGCUGGAGAAGAAGUGGACGACGUUCCUCAAGGCGCGGCUCGACUGCUCGCUGAGAGAGAUGGCGUUCACCGGACUCCGGCACGUCGUGUCGACCCGCGGCCUCCGUGGCCGGCCCGACACCGUGUUCUACGCCCUCUACACGGACCGCAGGGGCGGCGGCGCCGUCUCGGCCGUCUGCUCGUACCGCAUGGACGAGGUGCAGCGCGUCUUCUCCGGAAGCUUCAAGCACCAGGGAGGGGCCGACCAGCGGUGGGCCCCCUACGCGGGGGCCCUGCCCGCACAACGGCCCGGAGACUGCCCCCUGGGCUGGGACUCGCAGAUGCUGCCCUCCGAGACGCUCAACUUCGUCUCCGACCACCCCCUGAUGGAUGAGGCGGUGAAGGCCGAGGGGGGCCGGCCCUGGCUGCUGGUGCCGGGAGUGGCCUACAACCGGCUGCUGGUGGUCGACGUCGCGGCGCUGGACGGCAAGAGCUGGAGGACGCUGUUGCUGGGCACAGACGCGGGUGCGCUGCACCGCGCCGUGCUGCCGGAGUCGCGCGGAGAUCCUCACCUGGUGGAGGAGCUGCAGGCGCUGGGGCAGCAGGAGCCGGUGGUGUCCAUGGUGCUGACCCACGACCAGACCUCGGUGGUCGUGGCCGGCCCCGCGGGGGUGGUGCAGCUGUCCGUGUGUCGCUGUGGCCGCUACCGCGCCUGCUGGGACUGCGUACUGGCGCGGGAUCCCUGCUGCGCCUGGGACCCCCAGCAGAGGCUGUGCAGGCGUCACGGCGGGGGAGACCGGCACCGGGGGGGCGGGGAGCAGGGCACCCUGUCGUGGCUACAGGACGUGAGCGGUGGUGACGCGACGACGCUCUGCUCCGCUCACCCGCCAGACGUGGUGGCCGUCCGCGUGGCGCUGGCGCCGCUGCUGCUGCUGCCCUGCUCCCCCCCCUCCCGCCUGGCGCGCCUCUCCUGGGAGCGAGACUCCGGCCCGGCCCCGGGGCAGCCGCUGCCCGAGGCGGGCCUGCUGCUCCGCCAGGGCGCCCCCCCGGCCCCCCGGGAUCUCACGGGCACGUACCUGUGCUGGGCCGAGGAGGGCGGCCACUGGCGCCUCGUCGCCAGCUAUACCGUGCAGCUUCCGGGCUCUUCCUCCUCCUCCUCGUCGUCGACCACCACCACCUCCUCCUCCGUAACCAAGCGGAAGUCAAACAGGCAGCAGGCGAGGCCGGACCCAACGACGGGCACCGCGGCCACGUCAGAGUCGGCGCACGUCGUGCCCGGUAAAGACGCCUCCACGUCCGAUUCCCCGCCGGGGUUCGGCCCGGGGUUUUUGGUCGGGCUGCUGGUGACGGUGGUGCUGGUGGCGGCGGGGGUCGCCGUGAAGAGGCGCUUCUUCCCAAAAGCCGCCUUCCCGUGCUCGCCCAGCGCGGACGACGUCGCCGACGCGGCCGAGGCCGCGGCCGCGGCCUCGGCGUCGGCCGCGGCCGCGUCGUCCAACGGCAGGGCGACGACGGAGCCCGAGCGGGGCGGGCAAAACGGCGACGGCGGCGGCCCCGGCGACAACGCCAACGGCAACAACAACGUCGCGGCGGGGCGGGCGGACGGCGACGGCGCGGGCGACGCGCCCGGGGAGGAGGGCGACGAGGAGGAGACGCAGAAACCGCUGCUCGUGCGGCUCGAGUCACUGCAGCGCAGCUCCGAGGCGUGACGGCGGCACGGGGAGACGCCGAGGCCACGCGGGGCGGCGGCGGCGGCGGCGGCGGCGGCGGCGUGGGGACGCCCGCCGCGAUACCUUGAGGGCUCCCUCGUCACGAGGGGCGGUGGGGACCCUUCGGAGGUCUCCCGCAGAGGGGAGACGCGGACGUCGAAGCACAAGGAGGAGGCGGGGGGGGGCGGGACGGGAACAUUCCGGACGCCGUCGCGGUGCGCGCUCGUGCCCCCCGACCCGGAACCCCCCAAACGCCGCGAGGGGAUUGGGCCUCGGAGGUUGCCGAGGCGACGGCGGCGGCGUCGGGCCUGGUGGGCCUGGCGGGCCUGGCGGGCCUGGCGGGCCUGGCGGGCCUGGCGGGCCUGGCGGGCCUGGCGGGCCUGACGGGCAGCCAAAGGCCCCUUCACUCGCCGCGUUCGCCGGCGCCGACGGGUGGGAGGCCGAGGCCGGUCGGGUCGGUGGGGACCGGUGGCGAUCGGCGCUACGACGCACGCCGAGUGUGGGGGGGGCUGGGGGGGGGGGGGAGUGGUGGUGACUGCGAUGUGCUCGCGAGCCGGAGGAGUAGGAGCAGUAGAAAAUCCAUGGUGGUUUGAAGGGGGGGCAGGUUUGGGUUGAGAGGGGGGGGGGCGGCUGGUCUGAUCGACUCUCGGUCCCAGCCUCUCCUCCACGCGCUGGUAGAGCUGCAUGGACACGUAAGGUGCACGCCGUCACUUAUUAUUUUUAAAACUUAAAUGAAUUAUUUGUGUGUACAUAUAUAUA